This is a messenger RNA of Scheffersomyces coipomensis, 1587 nucleotides long. RefSeq lists its product as uncharacterized. The record is from RefSeq and is a predicted model, not a curated record. Lineage: Eukaryota; Fungi; Ascomycota; Pichiomycetes; Serinales; Debaryomycetaceae. Bases 1 to 1587 code for a protein of 528 amino acids. The transcript has a single exon. Gene Ontology annotation, molecular function: acyltransferase activity, transferring groups other than amino-acyl groups.
AUGUUUGCCCUCAUUUCAGAAGAUUACCAUGAAUCAAACCAAAAGGGUAAACCACGACUGCCUAAGUCUCAGGGGGUUACUUUAAACUCAAAUCGUACUAUAUCAUCUCCAUCCUUAUUAUCAUCUACUACCAGAGCUUCUAGUUUAAGUUCUAGUUCAUCAUCAUCAUCAUCAUCCACCCCACGAUCAUUCACUCCACCAACAACAUCAACAUCAACACAUUUGAGUUUAAAUUUAUCUGAUAACUUUGUUAUCGCCAAUGAUAAUGACAAUCUUACUAAUAGUGGUAUUAAGGUCACUAGUGGUUCGGGUAUUUUACAAAAUACUAAACCAUUAAGCCUUACUAGUUCUAUUGAUAAUUUUGACAUUGUUAAUGGUAACCUCCUGAGACUGACAGCUUCAACCAUAACCCCUUUGAUUCAAUCUUCUACUACUCCUCCAAAUAAUAAUAAUAAUAAAAAUAAUAAUAAAAAUAAUAAUAAUAUCUUAAUUAAUAACGAUAAAAUCUUAGAAAAGAAUAAUAAUGAAGUCAAUUCCCAUAUAAUUAUUCCUCCUCAAACUGAAAUUAGAACCAAUGUUACAACUGCUACUGUUACUACUUCUUCAUCUGCUGCUUCUACUUAUAGUGUUGAAAAGAGAAGAAAUACUGAAUCAAGUAUUACUUCCAGAUCAAUUGAAUCUUCCUUCUCCAUUAGGAGUGAUUUGAAUAUCUCUAUUGAAAAAGCUUCCGUUAAAGAUUAUAGAAGAGUUGCUAAAACUUUGGUUAUUGCUUUUGAAGAUGAUCCAUUUAUGAAUUAUAUCUUAAAUACCGCUAAUAUUACUAAAGAAAAUACUAAUAAAGCUAGUUAUAAAAAGAAAAAAUUAGAUUUGAUGCAAGCUUAUUUUGAAUAUGAUUCUUAUGAAUGUAUUUCUUUAGGUGGUACUAUCUUUAUCAUUAAAGAUAAUAAUUUAGAACAAUCUUUAGAUGAUUUAGGGGUUAAAAAGGAUAAGUUUCCUUAUCUUGGAUGUGCCCUUUGGAAUCAAAUCUAUGGAUCUAAUUUAGAUUCAUCAUCAUCAGGAAGUUCGGAUGAUGAUUAUGAUGAUGAAGAUUAUUUUGAUCCUGGUUCUUUAACAUUUAGAGAUAAUUUCCAUCCAUCAUCAUUAAAAUUUAAUUUUAGAACAAUUAUGGGUCAUUGUAGAUCCAAAAUUUUAAAAGAUAAAUUACCAUUCUUGUAUAAGGUUCGUAAAGAUGUUUUGAUUAAACAAUUGAUUAAAAAACAAUCAGUUAAUCAAAAUAAUUCAAUGGAUAUUUGGUAUUUAAAUGAUAUUUCAACUUUACCAUCAAUGAGAGGUAAAGGAUUAGGUAAAUUAUUAAUUGAAUAUGCUUUAAAUAAAUUUACUGAACAAAAUUCAAAUUCAUUUGCUUAUUUAGAAAGUUCAAAUCCAAAAAAUCGAAAAUUUUAUACAAAAUUAGGCUUUAAAACAAUGACAAGUUUUUCAAUCAGACAUAAUAAGAUUGUUGAUUCUAAUAAAAUUAAUCAAAAUGAUCCAACUAAUGAAGGUAUUAAUAUGGAUUCUAUGGUUUUCUUUCCAGAACCAAGAGAAUAG